Molecule: messenger RNA, 1476 nt
Organism: Alternaria atra
Lineage: Eukaryota; Fungi; Ascomycota; Dothideomycetes; Pleosporales; Pleosporaceae
Exons: 2
Coding region: 1-1476 (491 amino acids)
Biological process (GO): regulation of transcription by RNA polymerase II
Cellular component (GO): nucleus
Source: RefSeq, a predicted model, not a curated record
AUGGUUGACUACGCACAAUACCCAUCGAGCAUGCCUCACGACUUUGAGCUCUACUCCAACAACCAAGAACAGCAUCUGGACUUUCACCACAACCAGCCUUAUGUGCCUGCCUCGACAUAUGCCUUGGAACACACCUUCAGCGCUACGUAUGACCCAAUGGUUACCCUCGCAGAGAUGCAAAGGCCUCAAGAUCUGCAAUACCAUUACGACGCCAUUGCACAAGGUGUCAAGCCAUAUCAGUAUCAGACCCCGGCCGGCUCUCCCCAUUCAGCUUCAUAUUCUUUCCAUGAACAACCUCCUGUUCUUUCUGCGUCUUCUGAAUCCGGUGCUUCAGUGUCAUCUUCCGCAAUAGGCUCGCCAUCACUCGUUCCGCAGUUUGAUGACUCAUGGAACACGAUGGGACUAGGAGUGACUGCUGGAUACGAGUACCCAGGAAUGGUAGCGUCAGAUAAGUCGUAUGUGGAUCCUAAUGUUAUUCAGCCAUUCACAUUCGCGCCUCAGAGCCCAUACCCUGAGAUCAGGACCACACCAUCUCCCUACUUCCCUGUCAUUGAGCAACCGCCCUCCCCAGCUCUCUCUCAACUCUCAUCACACAGCCAGCGCCCUGGUUCAGCACGCAUCAAGAAGGGUAGCGCCAGUCCAUACCUUCGCACUCAACAAUACCAGCCUUACCCCCAAUACCACGAUCAACGGCGAGGCUCCGUCAACUCUCUCCGCUCGCACAACUCGGGCACAAGCCGCAAGAGUGGAAGCAGCUAUGACAACGACGAGACUCGUGAGAAGGGAAUGUGCCCACUGCCAGAGUGUGGACGCGUCUUUAAAGACCUGAAGGCACACAUGCUCACUCACCAGAAUGAACGACCAGAAAAGUGCCCAAUUGCGACUUGCGAGUACAACAUCAAAGGUUUCGCGAGGAAGUAUGACAAGAACCGCCAUACACUUACGCAUUACAAGGGUACGAUGGUCUGCGGCUUCUGUCCAGGCAGUGGUUCAGCGGCUGAGAAGUCGUUCAACCGCGCUGAUGUCUUCAAGAGGCAUCUUACCUCAGUUCACGGCGUGGAGCAGAACCCCCCCAAUAGCCGCAAGAAGAGCCCAUCAAGCAGGAAGGCAUUCGGUGGCUCGCAGCCGAACGUAGCUGGUACCUGCUCUACUUGUUCAGUCAUCUUCGCCAACGCGCAAGAGUUCUACGAGCAUUUGGACGACUGUGUGCUGCGCGUUGUCCAGCAAACCGAUCCAAGUGAGGCUAUCAACCAACGCCUUCUCACCUCCGUUGCAGAGGAUCCGGAGGUCACUGAGACGCUCGAUCGCAAUGGCCUAUCCAAGAGCAUCGAGUACACAGUACCUAGCUAUGCCGAGGAUGAUGAGGAUGACUACGAGGAAGAGGAGGUCGAUAACGAUGACCACGACGAUGCCACAUACGGUUCUCGUCGCGGUCGCUCAGGCAAGGGCUGGAUCAAAUCUUCAAAGAAGGAUUGA